AUGGAAGGACUUUCGGUAGCGUCUGCAGAGGAUGAUUCGGCCGCGGAUGGAAGUGGUGGCGGUGGUGGAAAAGCUGGCGGUGGAGGAGGAGGCGGAGAAAGAGCAGCAGCAGUGCCAUGUACCAGCAGAGGAGAAGAAACCCGUCGAUGCAAUGCGCCACGGGCAGCACGACCUGCAGCAUCUAUGUAUGAAGCGAGUGGUGGAGGAAGCAUCGGUGCAGGCGGUGGCGGAAGAGGCAGUGGUGGUGGUGGUGGCCAUAAUCGCAAAACGAAUCAGCAGCAGCAGCGACAUCAACUGCAACAACACGGAGGAGGUGGAAAGAAACAAAAGAAGGCACAAAAAUGGAAAGCAAACAAGUAUCGUGGUCGUGGCGGUGGUGGAAGGAAGGAAGGUGGCAAACCAGAAGAUACCAACGCAUCGAAUGGUGUGGCAGGGGAAGAUCAUAUGACAGCCGGAAUGGGUUCGGUUUCCGGUGAACCACAACAGCAACCCCAAUCGGAACCGGGAUGCUUCCAUCAGCUACAGCAGGGACCGUCCUCUUCCGGCAGCGCACAACAGCAAGCGUCCGGAUCGCAAACGUUAGCAACCGGACAUCAGCAGCAACAGCAGUCUGGUUCAGCUGGAGGUACAGCCAUAGCAUCAACAUCCUCCGCCUCCUCCUCCACCACCGCCGCCAUGCCAGCACAGAAAAACAAACACUCGAAGCAACAAAAUCUAACCCCAAUGGAGGUACGCAACAAGCGUCUGCAGUCGGUUUCGAAAUUCUUUCUCCCAGAAAAGCGACCGCGCAAGGAAUGUAUCGUCCCGCCGACCAAAUUCCUGCUCGGCGGCAACAUUUCCGAUCCGCUCAAUCUGAACAGCUUGCAGAACGAGUCGGAAAAUGCGGUCACACCGAAAUCGUCCCCAAUACCGACACCGCCACACUACAAGGCAAAGAUCGAGGUGAUCAUACCGCCAAAUAUUAACGAUCCGCUCCAUCUGCUCGAUCCGGUCGAUUCGGUCGAGUACGAGAUGCAGCUCUGUUCGCCGAUGAAGCGCAAGCAGCGUACGCGCAACAAGCGCAAACGCAAAUCACGCACCGCAACGGAACGCAAUCUGGUGGAGUCGGUCGAUCAACUGCUUCUGCCACCGCCACCCGGUGGGGACGAGCAUAAGGCUGGAGGCAGUGGUGUUGAAGGAGCAGGACCUUCCGGUGCUGGCAAGUUGGAAGAAGCAACAACCGCUGAGGAAGCUUCCUUCACCGGGAUUGGCCAGAAGCUGGCUGAUGCUGCAGCUGCUGCUGCUGCUCCUCCUCCGGAUAAUGGGGACUCAACCACACACUUUAACUUUGCGGGUCAAUCGUCGUCAUCCGGCGGAAGCACAUCAUCAGUUGCACAGAUUGGUAGCAUUAGUCAACCGGGAGCGGAACGGAACGCUUCUACCAACGUUACGAUAACGGAGCAAGAUCGUACCGAACGGGAGAAAGCAAUGCGCAACUUGAAGCUCGAUCUCGAAAGUGCCGGUGGCCGGAAGCGGCGUACGAGUGAAAGUACAAACAGCACCAAGAACAAACUGCGCCGGAUGGAUUCGAUGGAUAAGAUCGUGAGUCCGGUAAUUCCUCAGCCGGGUGGAUGGAAGCGUGCGCACUGGCCACCGAAUGCGGGCGGCGGUGGUGGUGGUGGGGCGGUUGGUGGAAUUGCGGGUAGGAAUCGAACACGAACGUAUUCCGCCGCGUCCAAUACGGAAGAGCUGCUGGUGCAUGGGGAGGAUGGAGGAACGGUGGUGAACUCUAGUGAGUCACGGGUUCAGGCACCACCACAAGAUAGUCAAGUACAAGAAAAUGCCAACCGUAAGCAGGAGACGUUGGAUGAUUUUGCCAUGCAAGCAGUAGAACCGGGUGCGAAUGUACCGAAGGAAGGUGACGUUGCUCUGGGCGAAUCGAUCCAAUACCGUCAGCAAAUGGCGGCGGAUGAUAGCGUUGAACUGGUGGAUCGUCCUUUGGCGCUAGCGCACGGUACACCGGAGGGAAUACAUCCACCGCCACAGACAGCGCACGAUGCGUCCGGGCAGUUGCACUUUGGGAAUUACGAUCGAUACUACGGCUAUCAUAGCCUGAACGAGUACAUCGACGUACGGCUAAAGGUGUUUCUGCGCAAUGCGUACCUGUUUCGGGAUAAGGACGUGCUGGACAUUGGCUGUAACGUGGGGCUGAUGACGAUAGCCAUUGCGAAGAUGUUGCACCCGAAAUCAGCCACCGGGAUCGAUGUGGACGGGAAGUUAGUGGCGAAGGCGCGCAAAAAUCUUUCCAAAUAUGUUCGCGUACCGCGUACGGUUGGAAGGAGAGCGUAUCGGGAAUCCGUACGCAACCUCGUGACUACCGCAACCUCGAUGGAAGUGAACGAGGAGGAGAAGAACGCAAAUCGGAAUAGCAGCAGCAGCAGUACAAUUCCAUUAGAAUGUGAUCCGCUGCAGCUUUCUGUAGGUGAAACAACACCACAAUCGCCAAGAACUACGACUAGUCAAACAGGUUGCGAAGAGGAAGAAUCUGUAGCUGCAUCCGUCGUCGUCGCUGGUGCCACAGCAUCGAGCGUUGCUGUGACAAUUCCCGAUGCCGAAGUGUCAACAGCAGACGAUGAACUACCGGGUGAGCCCAUCCUACAAUCCUCGGAUGUGCUGACAGAAGAGGAAAAACAAUCACCAAAGCCACCGGAAAUAAUGGAAGAUCAACCGGCGGAUGGUGGAGAUGGCAUAGUACCCACGGAAGCCGAAAAUAAUGGUGAUAAAUCCCUGCUACUGCAACAGCGACAAAUUCGUCGCCGUAAGCAACGAAGGAAGGCUUGGAAGCGACGUCAGUAUCAACACCAUCAUCACCACCACCACCAUCAUCACCAGCAGCAUCAGCUGCGGCGGCAAAGGGCGGAACAGUCACAGUACUUCCCGAUCUCGUUUCCACUCACCAUGGGCAAUCUCAGCGGGAGGGAGUGUCAGAUGGAUAUAGGCCGGAUGGAUCACAAAUUUCCGCACAACGUUCGAUUUAAAACGAUGAACUAUGUCCUGAAGGACGAAUCGUUGAUCAACUACGACACGCAACAGUACGAUCUGAUCCUGUGCCUUUCGGUAACGAAGUGGAUACAUCUGAACUACGGUGAUCUAGGGAUAAAGAUUGCGUUCAAGCGCAUGUUUAAUCAUCUACGGCCGGGUGGUAAACUUAUACUCGAAGCACAAAACUGGCCCAGUUACAAGAAGAAAAAGAAGCUUACGGCUACAAUAUUCGAAAAGUAUAGCGGUAUACAGAUGUUGCCGGCACGGUUCCACGACUAUCUGCUCAGCCCGGAGGUCGGUUUCAGUCACAGUUUCCCGCUAGGGAUACCGCGCCAUCUGAGUAAGGGUUUCCGGCGACCGAUUCAGCUUUACAUCAAGGGUGAUUUUACACCAUCGCAGGCAAAGUGGAGUGACACGUAUCACCCCGGCACACCGUACGAGAACCAUCGCGGUAUCUACACGGACAUUGUCACCGCAUCACAGACCCAGGCCGGCUGUAUGUGGGGUGCGACGACACCGUACGCACCGAGCUACAGCUACCGGCAACCACCAACGCCAUCACACGGAGGAGGUAGCGGCAGUGGCAGUGGUUUUGCCUCCACCUCGCCCUACUACAAUCCCCGCCAAACGGACAGCUAUCUGCCGAGUUAUGACAACAUCGGUAAUGGGCAUCGGCCCGGCAGCUACUGUUUCGCAUCGCCUCUUUAUUCGACUACCUGGUCACCACCGUCGGAUAUGCUGGCGACGAGCGGUGGUGGUGGUGGAUCAUACCGACGUUCCGCAUCCAACACACCGAACUCGGCCAGUAUUCGCAGCGCAGACAAUGACGAGCAUUACUAUCCUGGUGCGGUCGGUGGUGGUAGCCAGCGGCGCCAUCAUGUGUACCCACCGAUCGAUGUACUGCCACCGUUGCUCGGUUACGACGGGAUGCGUCCCGGCAGCUAUCGGGGUGGUGGUGGUGGUGGUGGUGGCGGUGCGAUGACAGAUUCGGAUUCGGAACCGUCGUCGAAUUCAGCAUCGCAGACACCGACCCGUCAGCAGCAACUGGCGGGAAGCUUCCUGACGGACGAUCAAUCAAAUUCUCCCAGCGGUCACUCGCAGCCAGAUAAAUAA
Molecule: messenger RNA, 4134 nt
Organism: Anopheles maculipalpis
Lineage: Eukaryota; Metazoa; Arthropoda; Insecta; Diptera; Culicidae
Gene: bin3
Product: 7SK snRNA methylphosphate capping enzyme bin3
Exons: 5
Coding region: 1-4134 (1377 amino acids)
Biological process (GO): snRNA modification
Molecular function (GO): RNA methyltransferase activity; snRNA binding; O-methyltransferase activity
Source: RefSeq, a predicted model, not a curated record